CCCGGGCGCGGCGCGCAAGCGGCGGCCAUGUCGCGGGGUAGCGCGGCGGCGGUGCCGUUGCUGGCGCUGCUGAUCUGUCUCAGUUGUGGAAAUGGACUCCAUUGGAAGAUUUAUAAUCGAAGUGGCAAGAAUGGCACAUUAACUCAUCCCAACAGCCUUGUCAGACAGAAACGAGAAUGGACGGUCCCUCCUGCUUUCAUACGGGAAGAGGAAGACAAUUCUUAUAGGAAUCCAAUUGCUAGAAUACAUUCUGAUUUUGAAGACACAGGGGUAGUGGUAACUUAUACUAUAUCUGGUCAAGGAGUUACAGAACCCCCUUAUGGAUUGUUUGUUAUCAAUGGAAAGACCGGAGACUUGAACAUCACAGGAAAGGUUGACAGAGAAAAGACUCCAGUGCUAUUUUUGCGAGGUCAUGCUCUAGAUAAGACCGGAGCAAAACUGGAAGAGCCAAUAGACCUUCCAGUUAGAGUUCUAGAUAUAAAUGACAAUCCUCCAGUGUUUUCACAUGAAGUUUUUGUUGGUUCAAUUGAAGAAUUAAGUGAAACAGGUACAAUUGUAAUGAGGUUAAAUGCAACGGAUGCAGAUGAACCAAAUAACCUGAAUUCCAAAAUUGCAUUCAAGAUCAUUUCCCAAAGCCCUAGUUCUGCAUUCAGUAUGAAUAAAGAUACUGGCGAGGUUCAAGUAGCAGCAAUAAACCUUGACAGAGAGACACAAAGUAGCUAUUCUUUGGUGGUGGAAGGGAAGGACCGUGGUGGUGCAGCAGAUGGGAAUAGUGCUACAUGCUCUUUAGAAAUCAAGAUUUUGGAUGUCAACGACAACCUUCCUGUGCUUGAAAGCUCUGCAUUUGAAGGAAGCGUUGAAGAAAACAGAGCAAAUGUGGAAAUUAUGAGAAUAAAAGUAUUUGAUAAAGAUGAAGAGUUUUCUGAUAACUGGUUGGCAAACUUUUCUUUUGUCUCUGGCAAUGAAGGUGGCUAUUUUCGUAUAGUAACAGAUACCAACACAAAUGAAGGAAUUUUGACUCUUGUGAAGGAGCUAAAUUAUGAAGAAAUGAAAAACCUAAACCUGGGCAUCGUUGUUACAAACAAAGCAGAAUUUCACAAGUCCAUUAAAAACAGCUAUAAAGCACAAACAAUUCCGAUCAAAAUUAAUGUGAUUGAUGUGCGGGAAGGCCUUGUAUUCCCCAGUGGGACAAAAAUUAUUGGAGCAAGUGAGAGCAUGCAAGUAGGGCAGGUCAUUGGACAGUAUCAAGCCAUUGAUGAAGACACUGGAAAAGCUGCAGUGCACGUUAAAUAUAUCAAAGGAAGAGACCCAGCAAACUGGAUCACGAUAAAUUCAAAUACAGGUGAAAUCCAACUUGCUAAAAACCUCGAUUACGAAUCACGUUAUGUAGUAAAUGGUACCUACGCUUUUACCAUGUUGGGUGUAACUACUGAUCUUCCUACAAAAACAGCCACUGGCACCGUUGUUAUUCAAGUUCAAGAUGAGAAUGAUAACUGCCCAGUUAUUGAGAACCCUGUACGGACUGUGUGUUUAGAUGCAGAGUUUGUUGAUGUUACAGCUAGUGAUAUAGAUAGUUACCCAAACAGUGCUCCCUACAGCUUUUCUGUCAUUGAUGAGCCAGAAGGAACUGCAAGAAAAUGGAUAAUUGCAUCCAAAAAUGCCACCAGUGUACGGUUGGUUCCCCAGGACCUGAAGGCAGGCAGUACUGAAGUCCCCCUGCUAAUACAGGAUUUCCAAGGGUUCAGCUGUGCUCAGCCACAAUCUCUGCAACUGUUUGUUUGUACGUGCACUGCUGACGGCGGAUGCAAAGAUAGAAUUACUGGCACUGGGUCAGCAAGUCUGGGACCAGGAGCGAUUGCACUAAUCAUCUUGGCAUUUUUGCUUCUGCUGCUUAUUCCGCUAUUACUGCUGUUGUGUCCGUGCGGCUCAGGAGCAAAGAAGGGAUUUGCUGCAAUACCAGACUGUAGCGAAGAGAUGUUGCGUAAAUGGAACAGUGAAGGAGCAGCUCCUGAGGAGAAGUUAAUGCAAAGUGUUAUGCUACCCACUGCAUCGGGGAACUUGAAGGGACCGGCCAGCGGAGCAGCAGUAACAGCAGCAGCGGCGGCAGCAGGAAUGAGUGCAGAGGAAGCUGCAGCAGGAGGAAGCAGUUCCGCCUCUUACAUAAGAGGGCAGAACAACAUGAUUACCAGGGAAGAGCAAAGACAACUUCAUCGUGCUGAUUACCAUACCAGAACCACAGCAACUGGAGGGUCUGUAGGCAUGGUAUCUGGAGAAGGCAACGUGGUGGUGACUGGAGGAGGUGUGGCGAUGGGAUCUGCAGGGGCCAUGAAUGAAGAAUUUUUAAGAGAUUACUUCACUGACAAAGCUGUCUCUUUUGCGGAAGAUGAAGCUCAAGCUGCAAGGGACUGUCUCCUGGUUUAUUCUCAGGGGGAGUCAAGCUCCCCCCAUGGCUCCAUCGGCUGCUGCAGCUUUAUUGAGGGUGAUCUUGACGACCGCUUUCUUGAUGAUUUAGGAGACAAAUUUAAGACUCUGGCAGAAAUAUGCAUAGGCAGACGCAUCGACAUGAAAGACGGUAGCUCCAAGAAUGAAUCCAGUUUUGAUGUUAAUGAGCAAAAGGCUUUCAGCUCCAAACAGGCCUCUGCCUCAGGUGGCUACUUCUCACCCACCCCAUCAGUGCAGGCAGGAGGUGCUGUAGUAUCGGAGGAAACAUCCUAUUCUGCAGAGGGCCAUAGCCACUCAACUGCCAGCUUUUUAGAUCCCCAGUUUAAGGAGAACAUAGUGGUGACAGAAAGGGUGCUGGCUCCUGCCUCGAGCUUGAGGGGAAUGGUGGAAGUCCCCAGCCUGCCCUCCGGAAGCAACGUGGUGGUUACAGAAAGGAUGGUGACGUCAGAGGGCCCUGGGGUAGGAACCAUGGCAGUUCAGGACCUCCCCAACUCAAGGUAUGUGGUGGUGAGGGAGCGGGAGACGGUGCUUGUGCCCAGCACUGAGCAGGGCUCACCGAGCUUUCCCACCUUGUCUGAAGGGCAGAGCAUGGUGGUGAAUGAGAAUGACCUUACAGCCUCAGCAGGGCCUGGUAGAGCUGAACAGGUGCUGAUCACGGACUCCCUGCUGAGCCCUCUGGAGGGGGCACCUCCUGCCAGCUCCACGCUGAGCAAGUCCUCCAGGGUCACCAAGUACAGCGCAGUGCAGUACAGCCGCUCCUAGUCUUGGCACCUUAACUUCUCAUGCAGCCUUCUGUAGGCUUUGUAUUCAGACCUGGUUUUUGUAGUGCCUUAAAAAUGACACUGACUUGUAUGUAGUGUCUUCUUCAAUAAGGACUGUGGCCAAGAAGCGAGCAAAAAAAAUCUACUAUUAUUAUAAAACAUUGACAAUGUUUUUGAAGUGGAACGAUGCAAGAUAUAUAUAGUUUGCUAUUUUUGUAACUGUUUUGCUAUAAAUUUGCUAUUUUUAUUGUUGAGUUAGUGUAAUAAUAUCAUGUAACUACAAGCAUAAUUAUGGGAAAGCAGAAGAAUAUUAAAAUCUAGUGAUUGAUGUCAAAGCACAAGUUAGGUUUCUGAGCUGCUCUUGAGUCUAUCUGCUGAACCUUCCUCCCUACUCCCCGAAGGGGCAUUGAUCUCAUCACAUCUUCUAUCUGUUACCUUGUGGAUAGUGCAUAAGAGCAGCUCCCCUAAACUGCAGCGGAACCCAGUGAAUUCAUCGGAAACCUCCUUCCUGAGAAAACCAAGUUGCCAGAGUCCUCUGGGCAGCAGUAUGAAUCUCCUAGAAGGUUGUCACAAUUUCAGGUUAUCAGCAUCUGUACAUUAAGCAAUCAGUACUUCUCUUUAACCUCUGUGCUAAUAUGCAAGUAGCAAAAAGAGCUGAGAACUGCUUUUCUUCUUUGGGUUUUUUGUUGAUUUUGUUGUUGUUGUUGUUGUUGUUGUUUUGGUACUUCAGUGUAAAAUUUCCAUUACUUGGCAUAGAUGUAGACUGACAUGGGAAAAAAAAGCAUUUGCAUCAUGAAGAUUUUACGCUGUCUCUUAAUUGGUCAUUUGAAUCAGUGGCUUCUGCUACCAAGAUUUAUGUCCCUUAGGAAUCUGCUGGAUCUGAUUUAUAAGUGCAAUUAAUUGAUUUUAUUUCUGUCUGUGAGUUCACAGAUACAAGUAGAGGAAUGAGGCUAUGAGCAUAUUUUUGCAGUUGUGAUAAUUGCAGCAUCAGAACUGCUGUGGCCUCUGCAGAGCUGUGUCAUGGCAGCUGUCAUUAGCUCUAGCAGGAAAAUAGAAAAGCUCCCUGUAAUUUUGUAACACUUGAUGUUACUUUUCUUUCUAUUAAGUCUGUGGUAAAAGAGAGAGUACUGUAACGUCUGGCACUAUGUAUAUAUGCAUGUGUAUUUAUUUGUUUGCAGUUUUAAACAUUUUAAUAUGACUUUAUAGCAAAAAAGAAAAAACAAACCUGUGAUACACUAGUUAUGUUUUAUCAGAGUAGAAAUGCAUUGGAUCACUGGAUCAUACGUUAGUACUGUGUGUACCUCAUAACUGUAAAAUCAGUGAAGUAAUCCGAGGGUGGUGCAAAACCCGUGGACUGCAGAGCUUUCUGGUUGUCUCCAUGUCUGCUGAGUUUUCAGGUAGUUGUAGGUUAUGUUUGCCACUGUAUUUAUUUGAGGGGUGAGUCAGAAGGCGAUUCAAACACAUUAAAAAGUACGAGCAGUGACUGUGCUCAUUCAUCAUGGUAUGCAUAAGUGUGUUACAGUGGAGAAGUACUUCAAGCAACUCAAACGAUGCACUUGCUUGGGCCUGUUGCUUAUUUAUCUCUUACAUUUUAUUUUUAAAGUACACAUCUCUGCUUUUAAGCACGCAAGCAGUUUUAAGUGGUAACCAGUUGUUUUCUCUUGCAGUUAGAGAGAAUGAACUUACCUCUGUUUUUUUUUUUUAAAUGGAGUGCUUCUGUAUUUUUAUGCAAUCUGAAAUAAAGAACUCUACCACAC
Messenger RNA from Lagopus leucura (white-tailed ptarmigan), 4960 nucleotides. It is a transcript of the gene DSG2, whose product is annotated as desmoglein 2. Gene Ontology annotation, biological process: homophilic cell-cell adhesion. The transcript has 15 exons. The record is from RefSeq and is a predicted model, not a curated record. Bases 28 to 3204 code for a protein of 1058 amino acids. Gene Ontology annotation, molecular function: calcium ion binding. NCBI's taxonomy places the organism in Eukaryota, Metazoa, Chordata, Aves, Galliformes, Phasianidae. Gene Ontology annotation, cellular component: plasma membrane; desmosome.